CUCUCUUCUCUCGAGUCUCCUCUCGUCUCGCGUGCACACACAUGACCGACGCCCUGGCUGGAACAGGCGACCUCUCACUUAUCUCAGCUGGCAUGCCAUGGAGAUAUCAGAAGCACUGCCUGAGCCAGAGAGAGGUAGAGAUCUAGAUGAUGAAGAAAACGAGGGGAUCAGGAGGAAGAGGGCUCAGCAAGGUAGUGAGGGAGCACAAGGCCAGGCUCUACAUCAUCCGCAGAUGCGUCGUCAUGCUCCUCUGCUGGCACGACUAGCUCACUACUGCUGCUGGUUCAUCCAUCCUCCUCUCAAAUGACAUCACAUCAGCCAUCGGCCAGAAUUAUUGGAAGACGAUGAAGAAAGAAUUCAUUGCCGGCAUUGCAUCUGACUACUACUUUGAAUUUUCUCCAUUUCUUUUUUUUCAUUCCAUUGUUUUGACUAGCAUAGCUAGAGCCUAUGUAGAUUAUUACUAGCUAGCUAUAGUUUUUGUAUAUAAAUGUAUAUUAAUUGCUAGUUUGCUAACUAUCUGAUGGUACUAUAUAAACUGCCUAGCUACGUA
Molecule: messenger RNA, 550 nt
Organism: Panicum hallii
Lineage: Eukaryota; Viridiplantae; Streptophyta; Magnoliopsida; Poales; Poaceae
Exons: 2
Coding region: 147-266 (39 amino acids)
Biological process (GO): negative regulation of cell population proliferation
Source: RefSeq, a predicted model, not a curated record